AUGCGGCAACUCGCCGCGCUGCCUUUUCUUCCGCUGAUUCUUCUCUUUAAUGCAGCCCUAUCAUCAGUAUUGGCACAAGGCCAAGAAGACGACAGUGCUUAUCAUUUCUCGCCUGGCACCGGCGGACGAGCAGCAUGGGUUGUCGAUCAGGACAGCCUGCCGUGGAUCGGAUCUUUUGAAUAUUUGAGCAAUGACAAAUCGCCAGCUACCGUGUUGAUGACGGUGGUGGACAGUUCAACGGGUGCCCCACUUGGAGAGUGUUCCGUUAUGAAUGCUGACAAAGACGAAUGGGAACAGCUCAUCUGGACACUUGCGUCUGACGGGUUGACGUGUAACGUCUCCGAGACCAACUCUUCCAAAGUUCGAUUCCCGCUCUCCGCCCAUCCCCGGACAUUCUCUGUCCGCAUUCAAUCCGUGCGUGGCCCGCGGUGUAUCCGGGAGAUGACCGUGCAAAACGAGCGCCCCAUCGGAUGCCCGCCCCAUUUGAAGCAGAACGCGUUCACCUCGGCCGGCAUGUCUUGUGGAUGCCCAUAUGUUGCCGAUUCUACCGCGGAAGUCGACGGACGCGACCCGGCCUUCCCGAUUUUGGAUCUGGCGGGGAACCCUUCCCCCUCCCCACAACCACCAGCGCAGCCAUUCACGAGUGGACCCUGUGCUGGGAUUGAGUGUAUGAACAAUGGGACUUGUGUUGUUGGAGCCGAUGGGCAGGCGACUUGCAUGUGCCACAACGGCUUCUCCGGCUCCCGCUGCCAAUUGGACAUUUGCGCCUCGGUCCCUUGUGGAAAUGGCGGAAAAUGUCAGGCGACCGGAUCGACGGCCGUAUGCCAAUGUCCACCGCAUACCACGGGCAUCUUGUGCGAACAGAUAAUCUGCGAGCCAACGUGCGCCCAGGGUGAAUGCACACUUGUUGAGGGAGCACCGCUUUGCCAGUGCAGCCCGGGCUUCAUCGGGCCAAAUUGUAACGUCAUCGAUGUCUGCAUCGGUGACGCUGCGUGCGCAGUAUUUGGCGAGCAUGCCAAAUGCACCCUUGAUACGGCCUCGUACACUACCGUAUCCCAGAAGGUGGUCAACGCCUCCUAUGAUUGUCACUGCCCACACCCGCAGACCGGACCUACCGUACCCCAGGGCUUCCGUCCAUUCCCCUCAGCCCCAGUAGUGUUGGGCGGACAAAACGGAGGUGUUACUCCAUUCCCAACCCCUGCCCCCGUUGAUGUCGAAGAGGAGGGCGAGCGGACCACGGAAAUUGAGGAGGAAGAGAACCUUGGCGCCGGUUUCGAGACGAUGACCGCUGAAAAUGGACCCGAUCCGUCGCAAUUCAACACGCAGACUGGAAUGAGCACCGAGGGAGAGGAAGAAUCCGAGGAAACGGCCACCCAGCCCGCCCCGACCCAGCAGCCAUUGUGGCCGAUGCAACCGCAUGGCAGCACUUUGCCUCCGACGGAGGUUACGGAAUCCGAGGAGACGUCAGUCGAGACGACCCAAUCGGUGUUGCCGUUCUGGAUGAUGUCCACCACUAGCACAUUGCCACCAGCUAUUCAGCACCCGAUCGAAGUAACAACCCGAGGCAACCACGUCCCCACUCACGAGCACGCGUGGCCCAAGGACACCGCGGCGCCCGUGGAAGAAACGACAAACGGCGUCGACCAACCGGCCGGAAGCGCCAACCAGGCAAAGAGCAGUGCGGCCAGCGUCAUCGUUGCCAUCAUUGCCGUUACAUUGAUCGGCCUGCUCCUCCUCGCGGCCGCCUUCUUCACGAUGCGCUACGUGCGGCAGUCGCGCAAGCUGCACGGCAAGUACAACCCGGCCCGAGAAGAGCACGCCCUAUCCGCCGCCUACUCCCUUCCGAUGACUCACGCAGCAAAGGACGAGCGGCUCAUC
Molecule: messenger RNA, 1878 nt
Organism: Mesorhabditis spiculigera
Lineage: Eukaryota; Metazoa; Nematoda; Chromadorea; Rhabditida; Rhabditidae
Source: the annotation of a GenBank genome assembly